AUGGAGGCGGGCGGCGGGGGAGGAGGGUUCAGGGACGAGCGGGUGCCGCAGUGGGGCGUGCAGGAGACGCGGGAGCUCAUCGCGGCGCGCGGGGAGCUGGAGCGCGAGGCCGCCGCCGGCCGCAGCGCCAAGACGCUCUGGGAGGCAGUGGCCGACGCGCUCCGGGCGCGCGGGUACCGCCGCACCGCCGACCAGUGCAAGUGCAAGUGGAAGAACCUCGUCAACAGAUACAAGGGGAAAGAAACAUCUGAUCCAGAAAAUGGUAGACAGUGUCCCUUCUUUGAAGAAUUACAUGCAGUCUUCACUGAACGUGCUAGAAAUAUGCAACGUCAACUCCUUCAGUCUGAAUCGGGAACUUCAGUUAAAAAGAAAUUAAAGCGACCUAGCGGUGACCGGUCAUCUGGGGAGUCUGAUGACAAUGAAUAUGGCGUUGAAGUCAGCGAUGAUGAGAAACCCAUGAUAAGCAAAAAGCGGAAGGCCAGUGAUAAGGGGCAACCAUCGCAACGAAUGGCGGAAAACUCAAGGACCGGCAGUUCAAGCAUCCAUGAUCUGUUACAGGAAUUCCUAGUGCAGCAACAGCAUGUCGAUAUGCUGUGGCAUGAGACGAUGGAGCGGCGCGCCCAGGAGCGGCUCAUUUUCGAACAAGAAUGGAGGCAGUCGAUGCAGAAGCUUGAGCAGGAGAGGCUGAUGCUGGAGCAGUCAUGGAUAGAGCGUGAGGAACAGCGAAGGAUGAGAGAAGAAGCAAGAGCUCAGAAAAGGGAUUCGCUCAUGACCACCCUGCUGAACAAACUCUUACAAGAAGAUCUAUAG
Messenger RNA from Triticum turgidum subsp. durum (durum wheat), 810 nucleotides. NCBI's taxonomy places the organism in Eukaryota, Viridiplantae, Streptophyta, Magnoliopsida, Poales, Poaceae. The record is from the annotation of a GenBank genome assembly.